Messenger RNA from Symbiodinium natans, 3564 nucleotides. The record is from the annotation of a GenBank genome assembly. Lineage: Eukaryota; Dinophyceae; Suessiales; Symbiodiniaceae.
AUGCGUGCUGAACACGAGUUAACACACCUUCCAUUUCGGAGUUGGUGUGAGUCUUGCGUGGUGGGGAAGGGCACCAAAGACUUCCAUCAAAGGCGCCAAGAAGAAAAGAAAGAGGACGUAGCAAGGUACUGUAUCGACUACUGCUUCUUCACGAAAGCCUUGUCCCAGGAAGCAGCUUCCACUGACGCCAAGGACAUCCUCGAGGCCAAAGCUGGUGCCAAGGCCGUUUUGGUUUGCAGGGACCAAAAGUCAGGGGCUCUGUUUACGGGUGUAGCUAACAGCAAGGGCACCGGGGAUCCGUAUUCCAUGGCUUUUGCGCUAGAAGGGAUGAAGUUCUGUGGUCACCCAGACAUGAUAGUUGUUAGCGAUACUGAGCCAGCUAUCAAAAGUUUAGGUGAAGAACUUGUUAAGAGGUACCCCAAGAAAGCAAGCAGUCAACCAGUGCCCAAAGGAGACCACAAGGCCAACGGUGCAGCUGAGCGAGCUGUGCUGGAACUUAGCAACCAAGUCAGGAUUGCCAACAAUGCACACGUGGCGGCCAUGGUGAUCAGUGACAGAAUGAUCGCAUCAGCAGCGAAGGAGCUCGAGAAACCGGUCUACGAUGAGAAGACUGGAAAGUUGCUGGACCCCGAGAAGGUGAAGAUCGGGAGGAUGAAAGAGAUGACCAAGAUGGAGUCCUUUGGAGUCAAAGGCGACAUCACAUAUGAUGAAGCCAAGGCGAAGGGGCUCAGACUGGUGAAAUCCAGGUGGAUCGACACCGAGAAGGAGAUCGAAGGGAAGCCUGGAGUCAGGAGUCGCUUGGUCGCUCAGGAAGUGAACACUUACAAGCGAGAAGAUGUAUCGAUGGGAACGCCUCCCAUUCGAGUGCAUCGAGCUGUGAUUUCGCACGCAGCCACAGCGAGGCCCGGUGAGAGCAAGAGCAAGAAGCUGAUCGGAAGAUAUGAUGUGAGCGUGGCCUUCUUCCACGCCGACAACAGCGAAAAGAUUGGGGUAAUACCCCCGGCGUCAGAAGGAACUCCCAACAUCAUCUGGGAGUUGCACAAGGCGAUGAACGGAACCCGGGAAGCCUCUAGGCAAUGGGGAGUGAAGAUCCGUGAGGUGAAAACAAGACACAACUUCGACGAGCUGCUGUUGUGCCCCAACACCUACUACUUGAAAGAGCAUGAUCUAUGCUUGUCGUGCCACGGUGACGAUUUCCUGGCGAGUGGAGAAAGAGAAGCUCUCGACAUGCUGGACAAGAUCAUGGAGGAGAACUACGAGGUGAAAGUGCUACCGAGAAUCGGUGACCCAGCUCAUGGAGGGGAAGUCUCAGAAGGACGCCAUCUUGGGCGCCUGAUCAAGUGGACAGGCUCAGGAUUUACCUGGGAAUGCGACCCCAAGUUUGCCCCACAAGUCAUCGAGGAACUCGAGCUAAAAGGGUGCAAAGGAGUUGACACUCCUGCUUCGAAGGCCACAGGCGUGGGAAACAGAGAAGUGGAGAAGGAGCUCAGCCGUGAGAGGGCCGAGGUCUUCAGACGAGUGACUGGCACCAUCCUUUACAUGGCAGUCGACCGUCCCUCGUUGCAGUACGCAGCAAGUGAACUGGCUGAAGGGAUGAGCAAGCCCUUGGAGAUUCAUUGGCUAAGGCUGAAGCGCGUCGGAAAGUACAUUGCCAAGUACCCCGUCGAGAAAUGGCACUUCGAAUUGCAAGAAGCACCUGCGCAGCUAGAGUCCUUUUCAGACUCAGACUGGGCAACAGAUCGCAGAACCAGAAGGUCUAUGAGUUCCACGUAUCAGAGGUUUGGGAAGCACCUCCUAGACACGAGUUGUGGUCGACAAAGUCUCGUGGCCCUAUCGUCGGGCGAGGCCGAGUUCUAUGCCAUGGUCAAGACAGCAGCAGAAGGAAAGCUUACAACAGAGAUCCUCCGACACUUUGGUUGGAAGGUCGAGCACCGAGUGCUGAGCGAUAGCUCGGCCGCCAGGUCGAUGGCACAGAGGGUAGGGUGUGGAAAAGUCAAGCACUUAUCCCUGAAGGAGAUGUGGAUACAGCAAGCAGUUCGAAACAAAGAACUUUCCAUAGGCAAAGUGGAUACGCUCAUGAACAUCUCGGAUCUUGGCACGAAGGCUUUAGAAGCAGCCAGAAUGGACUCGCUGAUGAAGCAGCUGCCCUUGGAAAGGGGCAUCGUGGCAGCUGUGGUCAGCUGCUGUUUGGAGAAAGUCCAAGCAGCUCCAGUUCAGAGUGAAGAGGUCUGGUGGUUGAACCUUUACUUAGGGUUGGUUCACCUGUUGGCCUUGGUUGGGUUGCUGUUUGCCAGCUACAAGGGAGUUGAAGUGCUUUUGAAAGGUUGGCACUGGUUGUGUGGAAGGGGCAAUAGGCCCAGUGUAGCGCAGUCCAGUGCAGCCAUGGCACUCAGUCGUCGUGACACUCCUCGUGGCAGCGGUGCUGAGGAGGCUCAACACAGUGCAGAGGUUCCUACAACACGGAUGCCAUCUGUCCCCGAGGGAACCUCCGUGCUGAGAUCCCCUGCUGGACAGAGUGACAGUGACAGGAUGAGUUUCCGUGGUGACGCCAGAACUGGUGUCGACGAUCGAGUCAGAGUGGUGAGAGAUACCUUGAGCCUGCUCACGGUGGAAGAACUCAAGAGUGGCCUACGAGUGGAAGGGCUCCAGGUGACAGGGUUGAAGCAAGACCUGAUGGAGCGACUUCUGCACAAGUUCGAUGGUGGAGAUGAAUCGCUGUCGGACCGGCCAAGCACCAAGCAGCUGAGGUAUGUGCUCUACAUCCAUCGUCAUCGAGCCCAAUGCCGAAUUCAGUAUGAGAAUCUUCGGACUCGUGAAGAGACUUCGAAGUGGAUCGCCAACUGGAAGGAAGAUGACAGUGCUGCAUUCGCAGCCCCUUUCCCAGCCAAGCUCAGACCAGCGACAGCAGUUCAAAAGGAGAUUGUGGCCAAGACAGUGAACGACCUGGGGGUUCUCCAGCAGCUUGUACGCUUUUGCCCAACCAUGGCCCUGAAGAUGUUGCUUCUGCAUCUGGAGCGCUCGAUGAAGGCGCCCCUCGAGUCCGACCUCUCAGAGGCCACGGAGGUGCAUGUCCUCUUCAACACCAUCAAGGCCUGGCUACUCAAUGUGGCCCUUCCGCAGGAGGAUCCGGAGGCGGUGCUCGCUGGCUGGGGCCUGGCGGAGGCGGAGGCGAGAAUCUUCGCAUACUACAAGAGUUUCUGGACGGCAGUGUAUACCGCUGAAGCGGAAAGCAAGCGCAAUCCGGGUGAAGAGGGAGCCGCAAGCUCGGAUGCUGUGGUCGUCGCCUUGGAGAGGAGCAGGCAAGGAGGCGGUAAGCCACCUCGCGCGGAGAAGUUCUACGCGCUCUGCCCUGAGGCCGCGGAAGCCGAGCACAUCGUUGCCUUGGAGGCUGGGGUUGAUCCGACGUCGCAAGGAAGAAGAAAAGAGUCGAUUGCCGCGGAGAUUGAAGGACCAGUGCCCACACGAAUGAAGCUGAUUGGCAACAGCUUGUCUGUCUACUGGCAGGCGCGCGGCCUGGCAGCCUUGGUUGGUGCCACUUUUUCGACAACCAGCGGGCGCAACUCU